Messenger RNA from Neohortaea acidophila, 649 nucleotides. RefSeq lists its product as uncharacterized. Bases 320 to 640 code for a protein of 106 amino acids. The transcript has a single exon. Lineage: Eukaryota; Fungi; Ascomycota; Dothideomycetes; Mycosphaerellales; Teratosphaeriaceae. The record is from RefSeq and is a predicted model, not a curated record.
CACAAACACGCUCUUUCUCCGCUCACAACGCGUCUAUGCCUCUCCCUGCAGCUUUGCACACUGGCUAUGAUGAUUGCUGAUGCUGAAGACGCGUCUGUUUGCCCUUUGUUGGUGCAGCACGGCUUGUCACCUUCAGGGCCAGCAACGUCACCGCGUCACUGGCCUUCAGGAAGCAGGAGCCCAUCUUCUGUCCACUGCUCACCAGCAAUCACACUACGAGAGGAUCUGAUUUACCAGCAACGCGUCACUCACAGCAUGAAUUUGGCCAACAACGUCACGCACCCCUUUUCGACAGCAGCUGGCAUUUGUCUCCAAGCACAUGUACACUACGGCCGCCUGUACUGGAUAUAAUCCCCUUGAUGCUACAUCGCCGACCCGCCUACCAUCCAAUGGCCCAGCGGGGGCGAACUCUCCACGAGCAAACCCUGCUCCUCAAGAUCACCCUCCCGCUCCUCAAACCGCUUGUGCUUUCACUUGGCCGCGCGUACAUCAUCACAAGCAUCACAGCGAAACAGCAUCUCAAGCAACUGGCCGUGCUCAUGUUCCCCUACACCAUCAUCAGCAUCUCUGCUGCCGACCCGAUGACUCGACUUCAUGGCUCCUAUCAACUGGACGGUCACGUGCUGCUGUUGCUGUCUGAGGCUGCCCC